This is a messenger RNA of Colletotrichum phormii, 1383 nucleotides long. Its product is annotated as ferritin-like domain-containing protein. Lineage: Eukaryota; Fungi; Ascomycota; Sordariomycetes; Glomerellales; Glomerellaceae. Bases 1 to 1383 code for a protein of 460 amino acids. The transcript has a single exon. The record is from RefSeq and is a predicted model, not a curated record.
AUGUUUCGGCUGCUCGCCCUGGCCUCCGGCGUAUACGCCGUGCCGUUCGUUUCCGAGCCUCAAACCACUGUCACCUCGGAGCCUACUAUCACCCCGUCACAAGUCGCAGUCACCAAUGUGACCUCCCACGGUCCCUACACGGGUCCCUCACCGACCACAACCGGUGCACUCUCAACCAGCGUCCUAGCCUCCGAGGUCCCGAUACUGCCUCCUCCAGACGACGCCUACGACUACCCGGCGGACGGCAAGCUCCACGGCGACCAGCCCGCGCCGUACACGCCUUCGGGCGGCAUCGGCACCAACGGCUCAGCCCCAGUCUACCGCGUCCAGAGCGACUUUGAUUACCAAUCCCUUGCACUGGCGCUCUACCAGGAGUACAUCGAGCUCGACCUCUUCCAUUGGGGUCUUGCAACCUUCUCCGAUGCAGAGUUCGAGGAGCUCGGCCUGAACGCCGAGGACCGUUACCUCCUGCAAUUCAUGGCGGAGCAGGAAAUUGGCCACGCCACCGUCAUCACAAACAUGCUCGGCGCUCAGGCGCCCAAGCAAUGCACCUACAACUACCCCGUCACCACCCUACGCGAGUACAUCGACUUCAACCAGAAGCUCACCCGCUGGGGCGAGUCCGGCGUCUACGGAUUCCUGCCGCACCUGAACUCCGGCCCGGCAGCCCAGCUGCUGUUACAGAGCAUCACGACCGAGGCGCGCCAGCAGAUGAUCUUCCGCCAGUUCGAGGGCCUGUUCCCCAUGCCAGAGUGGCAUAUCCCCGGUAUCCCACAGAGCUGGGCCUGGACGCUCCUGGCGCCGUACAUCUCCAGCUGUCCGGCAGACCAGACUCGCCUCAUCUGGCAGAACUUCCCUGCCCUUCACAUUCUAAACCAGCCCAACCCUUACCGCAUCAAUGGAUCUAACGUCUGGAAUGAGACUACCGGCGGCUGGGCGAACACCGCGGCGACGACAAACAUCACCGAUGCGGAGUCUUGCGUCAACGCUACGGAUUCUCUUCAGGAUUGCAACGCUGCCAUCACUCAGAACCGCACCAUGCCUCUAUCGUACCCUGGUCGCCAGGUCUUCUUUCAAUGGGAUGCUCCCGGUCAGGCAGUCGGCCCCAACAACAGCUACAUCACCGCGACUAAUGUCGUGGAGCCAAAGUUCGCCGCCUGGGUGUCUCAGUUGAACGUCACCUUCUCGCCCCUUCUGAAUGUCAGCCUGGAGUCUCGUACUGCGUAUACUAUCCAGCCAAAUGUUUCGACAUGGGAGCAUGAUCCCGCCAUCAACUCGACCAUGUUCGUUGCUCUUACGGAUACUGAUACGUAUGUUACGGCUCACAACUUGACAAUGAUCAACCCCCAUGUUGCUGCGCUUGCUGUGUAUCAGGCUGGUUAA